Molecule: messenger RNA, 731 nt
Organism: Aricia agestis (brown argus)
Lineage: Eukaryota; Metazoa; Arthropoda; Insecta; Lepidoptera; Lycaenidae
Exons: 3
Coding region: 181-564 (127 amino acids)
Source: RefSeq, a predicted model, not a curated record
UACAUACAUACCGCGCCGCCCACGCGAAGCUCCGGACUAAAACAAAGCAAGAACUCCUCGCGGCGUCAGUUCACUCGCGAACUUUCUGUAAGAAACAUCUGCGAUUCACACAAAAAUCACACACAGUGCAGUUUACUUGUGAUCCCAUACUCCUUGCCAGAUAAUUAAUUAAACACAAAGAUGUCCGAGAGCAACGUACUCGAGCCCGGCCAGCAGCUCGUCAAAAAAACGAUGGACAACCUCAUCCAACAGAAGACCAACGAGAAAGUCACCAUCGAGGCCCGACAAGAGUUCAGCGAGUCCUACGAGGAGUCCUACGAGGAGGAGUUCGAGGAAGAGACGUACAUCGACGAGCACGGGAACAAGACCACCAAGACCAAGGAGUCCAGCAGCGAGAGCAGCGAGCACACCAAGAGCGCCGACGUCAAGGUCAAAGCCACCGGCCUCAACGCCGAGCAGAUGAAGGCGCUCACGGACUGCGCCAACCAGGCCGGCCAGCUCGCGCUCGACUCCAAGCCCGCGCUCGACUCUAAGCCCGCGAUCGACUCCAAGCCCGCCAACUAAAUAUUGUCAUGUGAAACGAAUGAAAGUGUCAAAAGGGUGAUAAGACUGUGUCCAGUGUUCCUCUGUUUAAAUCUAUAUUUUAUAAUUGUAAAGCUACGCAGUAAACGUACGAGUAUGAUGUGCAUCUUAUAGUGUCGUGCCCGGAAAGUGAUAAACCCUAGUCGAAU